This is a messenger RNA of Fopius arisanus, 4494 nucleotides long. RefSeq names its product mind bomb 2 (gene mib2). The transcript is spliced from 2 exons. Gene Ontology annotation, cellular component: cytoplasm. Gene Ontology annotation, biological process: protein ubiquitination. The record is from RefSeq and is a predicted model, not a curated record. NCBI's taxonomy places the organism in Eukaryota, Metazoa, Arthropoda, Insecta, Hymenoptera, Braconidae. Bases 242 to 3118 code for a protein of 958 amino acids. Gene Ontology annotation, molecular function: zinc ion binding; protein binding; ubiquitin-protein transferase activity.
CCCACAUAUAUAUACGAUGCUGUGCAAUGUAUAUAUGUACUAAUUUCCGCCGUGAAUUUCCUUUUUUCUUUAUUUUUUUUCAACAACUCUUAUCUAUUUCCGUGAAACAUCCAAAAUAUAAUCCGCCUACAUGAGGCCAAUUUCAACCGCUGCCACUAUGAUUACGUGGAAAAUCUGGGGAUAAAUUAUUGUUAUUUCGAUUUCAUCUGAAUAAUAAAAAAGGGGGAAAGGAUAACUGGAGAUGUUGGAAGUUGGAUUGAGAGUGGUUCGAGGUCCGGACUGGAAAUGGACAGACCAGGAUGGUGGAGAAGGUCAUGCUGGAACAGUAGUAGAGAUUGGAAAGUCUCCACUGGCUCCAGUGAAUGGCACGACGACAGCAUCAAGCUCAACUGACAAAACCCCUGACAAAACAGUAAUCGUCCAGUGGGAUUACGGGUCAAGGAGUAAUUACAGAAUUGGUUACCAGGGUUACUACGAUUUAUUGGUGUUUGAUAAUGCAGCAGCAGGUGUUCAGCACUAUUCCAUCGUAUGCGAUGGGUGCAAAAGCCAUGGGAUUGUUGGCAUAAGAUGGAAGUGUGCACAGUGCUUCGAUUACGAUCUAUGUACCCAGUGUUACAUGGACGAUGUCCACGAUCUCAGCCAUGUUUUUCAGAGAUUCCAAACUGCCGAUGCCACCGGAGUGGAGUUAACCCCUCGAGAGGGCUGCACGAAGAUCUCCCUCAAAGGAAUAUUCAUCGGUGCAAAAGUUGUGAGGGGGCCAGACUGGGAGUGGAGUAAUCAGGAUGGUGGACCCGGGAAGACUGGAAGAGUGAUGGAUAUUCGUGGGUGGGAUAAUGAGAGCAGUCGUUCGGUGGCAACGGUCACUUGGUCGUCAGGGAGCACCAAUGUCUACAGAUUGGGUUACAAAGGCUGCGUGGACUUGUGUUACAUCGAGGAGGCGAGUUGUGGCACCUACUACAAGGAGCAUUUACCAGUGUUGGGUCAGUCUGUGACGGCAUUGAGUGAUGCAACCAACUCUUCGCCAUGUAUUAGUGCUCCAAGCACAUCUCUUCCUGGUCUUUUGGCUUUCAACGUUGGGGACAAGGUGCAGGUAUUGCGCGACGCCGAGACACUCAAGGAUAUGCAGAUUGGUCAUGGGGGAUGGAAUCCCAGGAUGGCUGAGUACAUUGGCAAGGUUGGCACUGUCCACAGAAUCACUGAUAAGGGGGAUAUGAGGGUGCAGUACGAUGGUUGCAAUAAUAGGUGGACCUUUCAUCCCAGGGCACUCACUAAAGUCAUUGGUAAAGAGACCUUCGCCCUUGGCGAUAUGGUGCAGGUUAAGAGCGAUGCUGCUACUGUUAAAAAUUAUCAGCAGGGCCAUGGCGAGUGGAUUGACGUUAUGAAGAGUGCAUUAGGCAAAACAGGGAAAGUCAUAAAAAUUUAUCCAGAUGGAGACCUGAGGGUGACAUUAGAGGGUCACACGUGGACACUGAAUCCCCUGAGUGUAACGAAGCUAUCGAGUGGUCAGGAAGUCGAGCUGAAUCGUCAUCAAGCCCCUGCUAUGGAGUCUCCAGCAGCAGAUGGUGCAGCAGUAGAUGUGGAGAAACUUCUGCUUGAUGCAGCCCGAGGUGAGGCUGAUCUCUCCUUAGUCCGGGAGUUCCUCCGGAAAUAUUCAGGAAGUGUCGACACUCGUCCUAAUGGCAUCUGGGGUGGCAAGAAGACCUGCCUCCAGGUGGCGGCCUAUCAGGGCAAUCGAGAGCUGUGUGCACUUCUCCUGGACGCUUGGGCCUCCCUCCGAGCAGUGGACGAGGACGGUGAUCCAGCCUUGCAUUACGCAGCUUUUGGUAGUCAGCCUGCGGUGAUGGAGUUGCUCAUUAAUCGAGGGGCACCCAUCGACGCUAUCAACAACAGUGGAUGUUCUGCCCUUCACGUAUCCGUCAAUAAACAAAACUCCGCCUGUGUCAAUAUUUUAUUACGCCACAAUUGCAAUGUAAAUUUACAGGACUCUUAUGGAGACACUGCUUUGCACGAUGCCAUUGGAAAAGACGCAACUGAUAUCAUCGAUGCAUUGAUUAAUUGCGAGAGAAUUGAUUUCACAUUGAGAAAUAAGAGGGGCUUCAAUGUUCUUCAUCAUGCUGCUUUGAAGGGCAAUACACACGCAACCAGACAACUCAUGACACGAAUUCAAAAUUUGGUCGAUGUAAAGAAAGACGAUGGAUUCGCAGCCCUGCAUCUGGCAGCGCUCAACGGUCACCGGGAGGUCUCUCAGAUCCUCAUAUCAGAAUCAAGUGGACGAGCAAAGGUAGACCUGAGGAAUAACCGUCGUCAGACCUCCUUACAUCUGGCAGUAUCACAAGGCCACUGGAGUCUAGUGGAGCUUCUCCUGAACCACAACGCUGACAUAAGGUCGAUCGAUGAGGAUGGAGACACAGUUUUACACAUUGCAAUAGGAAAAAGUCUUCAUCGACUUACGGCAGUUCCCACUCCCGACAGCCGUCGGGAUUCGCCGAAGAUUCACGCCAUUUGGCAGGACCUGGUGAACGCCAAUGGUCCCACAGAGCUGGCUCUCAGCUGUUUUCUCAUUAGUUAUAACAGCGCCAGUGGUAUGUACCUCAUCAAUGCCAAGAAUGCCAAGGGCAAGCUUCCAUUUGAUCUUUUGACUCCUGAGAGGAGUGCAGCGGGUGUCCAGGAUCUUCUCAUGUCCUACGUGCACUUCAGGAACAGGGAAAGAGAUCCAGUGCAGGUGGUCGUCGAGGGAGUUGCUGAAGAGGGUGCAGUUCCUGAGGUGACGAGCCCUCAGGUGAUGAAUGGUCCUGAGGUGUUGGAGAAUCAGAAUGACCUGAGCAGCUCCACUGGGCAUGACACUCAGGGGGAAACCUCUGGUCUUCAGGAGACUGUCAAGAACGAGCAGAAAGAGGAGAUCACGGAGAGAGAAACGAAUAAAGACUUGGAGAGGCUCAGGUACUUGGAGACCAGGGUUGCUGAUCUUGAAGAGGCCAACAUGUGCAGCAUCUGCAUGGAGAGGAGGAGAAACGUUGCUUUUCUCUGUGGACAUGGAGCUUGUGAACACUGCUCUGCACCACUCAAGACUUGUCACAUGUGUCGAAAAACUAUUACCAAAAAGAUCAAUCUUUAUUAGGGGUACCGGUAAAAUGAUUGGACAAGGGGUUAGAGUUUUCAGUUUUACCCACUGGAAUUUAAAUUGAAACUCAAGUGAUGGUAAUUGAUUUUGGGAAAGAAAUUUUUCGACACGAUUUUGACCGGUGGAGAGGGACACAGAGGCAAUUGACUCUUUUACACAUUUCUUUGGGUUUCAUUUGAAAUUCAGUAAUCGUGUAACACGUGAGCGAGUGAAUUUCGACUUUUUGAGGAUUUUCGUUUUUUUUUUACUCCAUCGUGAAAUUAAAAUGGAAAUUCACGGGAUGGCAAAUCGAUUCUGGAGAAGGGGUUGAGUGAUUUUUUGAUGGAACUGACCAGUCAGAGGUCGAUAGGUAAAUUUGCCUUGGAUGUUAUGUUUUAAACUUGAAUGAUGAAUUCAGGGAAGAAGUUGAUAGAAGCAUUUUCUCAUUUCUUUCAUUGGACUUAAUCGAUGUCUUUACACUGUGACUAUUUUUGUCUGGUACUUCUUAGGAGUCAUUUAUUCUUGUAAUAAAGGGAGAUGGGAAGAUAAAUGAACACAUUACCAAUUUACGUAGUUCCUGAUAUAAAAUAAUAAAAGAGUCAGUGAAAAAUCAAUCAGAAUCCAGUACUGAAGCUGCGGAAUAAUUUACAUUCGCCACUUCACUACUGAAUUAAGUGCCAAACAUUAAAAAAAAUAUAUGUUAUUAUCAGUUGUCUUGAAAAACAUAACGAUUCUUCACUGCACCACGACUUCUGGCAUUCAAUAAAUGUUUUCAGAUUCGCAAGUAGAAUUUUGGAAAAAGGUAUAAAAAAUGAAUUUGAUGGAAAAUCAAAUUAUUUUUCCACUCAUUGCAGAUGCAAUUUAUCUUCACAUUUCACUGAGACUUGUAAUUAAAUAAAAUGAAUCUGCCAAAAUGGAAUAAACCGGUGAACAGCUACUCCGUUGUGUAACCGAGUAAUGAUAUUCAGAUUGAAUAAACUGUACAGCAUUGUGCCAUAAUACAGCUUCCAGUUCUCCAAUCACGUCAAUCAACACAAUAGUUUUUACCGAUCAGUAAAAUGUCAUUUCCGCCUCACUUAUCAUGAAUUAAUGUUGACGAUUAGCCAAGUAAUUUAUUAACGUUUCACUCAUCCUGAAACACAGAAAUAGGUAGAAUCCACGUGAUAAUAAUCAGGUGGCAAUCAUGAAUGUUGAAUUUUUAUAAAAUAUUUAACGUUUUUUGGAUUUCUCGUCAUUUUUUACGAAAACUACAACGGUCCACUCAGUGGCAACUGCCGUAAUAAUUAAGAAAAAAAAGUUUAUAUUGAUGUAGAGAUAUAUAGAAUAUUCAUAUUGUAAUGAUUUUAAGAAAUUUAUACUCACUGAUAAUUAAUCAGGAAAUUUAAAUAAAUGAA